This is a messenger RNA of Spirometra erinaceieuropaei, 1268 nucleotides long. The record is from the annotation of a GenBank genome assembly. Lineage: Eukaryota; Metazoa; Platyhelminthes; Cestoda; Diphyllobothriidea; Diphyllobothriidae.
AUGCUUUUGAAGAAUGGCCUAGUCCUUGCAGUAUUUGACCUCCUGAAGUUAGCGUAAGUGUGGAGGGAUCUUAUUUAUUCUUUAGAAAAAUAUCUUGCUUUUACGGACUGAAGUUUCUUAGUGAUAGGUGUUUGCCAAAGGUACAUUUAUGUUUUUUAACGAUCUUUAAGCAUCCGCGGAUAAUGCCGCAUGCGACAGUUGAUCAACGUCCUCUGAACUCCAUAUCGAGAAGAAAGCGACUAUUGUCUUGUAACCUUAGUGACGGGACGCAAAACAAUGUCACACAUACCCGAAAACGGACAAGAUUCUCGGAACUUUCUGAGGGACCGAAGCGCUAUCGGAUCAGUUUACGCAACUCGAACAUCCGUGUUCCUAACGCGGCAGCAACGACAACGGCCCGAGUCCGCACUCGAUCAUACUUUAAAUCGAAUGGCGUUGACCGGAGGCAUCUCAAACUUGACCCGAGUUUGGCGUCAAACAGUCCCUCAACCCCAAACAUCCGAGCACGCUUGCGGAGUUUCAAUGGGUCUUACAGCCCCCCUAAUCAUUUUAAUCGUAUUGCAACUAUGACAUCUCCAAAGGAAAAUGUUCCAACAAAUGGUUCCUCGGACGAGGAAAAUCAGGUCGCGUUCGAUAAGUCUUUCGUAGAAAAAGACAAGGCCCUGCAGGUCGAACUUACCCCUAUCUUUUCCCCAAGACGAUUUCGGUCUCCGAGCAAAGAUCAGGCGGCAAAAUUGAAGAGGGUUAAUGCCCGGAGGAUCGAGUUUGAUGUUGAAGAAGUCGUUGAAAACUCAGACUUGAGCUCUUCGUAUGCGCAUGAGGAAUCUUUUUUGGUGGGUUGCUCUGCAUUUUUCCGAUACUAGCCUUUUUAUUUUAUUGUUCUGUCGACUAAGAUCACUUAUACCACGAAUGUAUUAGUGGCAUUUAUCGUGCUUAUAUUCAACACGAGUUUUGGUUUUUAACAUUUUCAGAGCCAAUCCAUUGUGGGGGAUCCCAAGGAAAAGCUCCUGGAACUGUGUGGUCAAACUGAGACGCGGUCAUUCUCCUCCUUUUUUGAUGCUGAGUAUGCCUUGUUAUCCUCUCUAACCUGCCUCUUUAGGACGUUAGAGAGCAUCGUGAAGAUAGGUGAGGGUGUUUAUGGUGAAGUCUUUCAGACGCACAAGGGCACAGUCAUAAAGGUUUUCCCUGUUGAUGGUGACCUUCCAGUAAAUGGAGAAAAGCAAAUGGAAUCCAGUCGCGUAUAUCCCGAGGUCUUCAUUUCGAGGUAA